This is a messenger RNA of Ipomoea triloba (trilobed morning glory), 1911 nucleotides long. Its product is annotated as sphingosine-1-phosphate lyase. The coding region runs from base 166 to 1779 and encodes 537 amino acids. The record is from RefSeq and is a predicted model, not a curated record. Gene Ontology annotation, molecular function: sphinganine-1-phosphate aldolase activity; pyridoxal phosphate binding. The transcript has 15 exons. Gene Ontology annotation, biological process: sphingolipid catabolic process; carboxylic acid metabolic process. Lineage: Eukaryota; Viridiplantae; Streptophyta; Magnoliopsida; Solanales; Convolvulaceae. Gene Ontology annotation, cellular component: endoplasmic reticulum.
GCCCAUAGGAUUGCUUAAAAUGCAGUACGAUGGGAGAAGAAGAAGAUGAAUAAGACAAGGAACCACAAAUAUUAAUAUACAAUUCUCCUUAUCUUCUUCUUGUAUAGUUGUUUCGGCUUUGAACUCUGAAGAACUAUCUGCUUUCUUGUUCGCAUCGAUCUGGCAAUGGAGUUUGAUUCGCUAACCCGACUCAGAGCUUCCGCCAACUCCUUCUUGGCCCAGUACGAGCCUCUUGCUCUGCUUCUCGCUCCGCUGCUCUCUCUGCUCGUUGCUCGGGGUUUUCAAUCUUUCUUCGCUGUUAUCCAUGAACAUGGCCUCAAAGCUACGCUUGUUGGGUUCUUCAUGAGCUUAGUCAAGUUGUUGCCAGGCGUGAAAAGGUAUAUCGAUUCCGAGAAACAAAAGGUUGUAGAAAAGAUGCAAGCUUCUGGUAAAUCUAAGAGAGAUGGAUGGAGAACUGAUUUGCCGAAGAAUGGUUUGGGAGACGGUGUCAUAGAGAAAAUGAGAGAUGAGAAAGAGAAAGAUGUGAACUGGCAGGGCAAAUGUUCUGGUACAGUCUAUAUUGGAGGGAAUGAGAAUGAAGGGCAUUUUUCUUUGAUAAACCAAGCAUGUUCAAUGUUUGCCCAUACCAACCCGCUACAUAUGGAUGUAUUUCCUAGUGUCGUAAGAUUUGAAGCUGAAGUUGUUGCAAUGACAGCUGCACUUCUUGGAAGUAAGGAAAAAUCUUCGGGAGGACAAAUUUGCGGAAACAUGACAUCUGGGGGGACUGAAAGUAUAUUGUUAGCUGUUAAAUCAUCACGUGAUUAUAUGAAAGCUAAAAAGGGAAUCACUAAGCCGGAAAUGAUAAUACCGGUAUCUGCCCACUCAGCAUAUGACAAGGCUGCAGAGUAUUUUAAGAUCAAGCUGUGGCGAGUUCCUGUAGAUAAAGAAUUUCGAGCAGAUUCAAAAGCUAUUAAGAAAUAUAUUAACAAAAACACUAUAAUGAUUGUUGGGUCAGCACCUGGCUUCCCGCAUGGAAUAAUUGAUCCAAUUGAGGAGCUGGGUGAAUUAGCUUCUAGCUACAAAAUUUGUUUACAUGUGGACCUUUGUCUGGGUGGAUUUGUAUUGCCAUUUGCUCGUAAACUUGGGUAUCCUGUCCCACCAUUCGAUUUCACUGUUCAAGGAGUAACCUCAAUAUCUGUGGAUGUACACAAGUAUGGAUUGGCUCCAAAGGGAACCAGUGUUGUUUUAUACAGAAAUCAUGACAUUCGGAAGCAUCAAUUCGUUGCUGUUACUGAAUGGACUGGCGGGCUUUAUAUUUCUCCCACCAUUGCUGGGAGCAGGCCCGGAGGUCUGAUUGCUGGAGCUUGGGCAGCGAUGAUGUCCCUCGGACUGGAAGGUUACCUGGAGAAUACUAAGCAGAUCAUGGAAGCGUCUAAGAGAAUUCAGAAAGGAAUACAGGAGAUUCCAGAAUUGUUUGUCAUCGGAAGGCCUGACAUGAGUAUUAUUGCCUUCGGGUCCGAUGUUGUAGACAUAUUUGAAGUCAAUGAUGUGUUGUCGUCCAAAGGAUGGCAUUUAAACGCACUGCAGAGACCCAAUAGCAUUCAUAUUUGCGUUACACUUCAACAUGCAUCAGUCGCUCAAGAGUUUGUGAAGGAUGUCAAAGACGCUUUCCAGACUGUGAAACAAAACCCAGGUCCUAUGAGUGGAGGGCUUGCUCCAAUAUAUGGCGCAGCUGGGAGGAUACCGGAUAGAGUUAUGGUUAAAGAUCUAUUGAUAGAUUACAUGGAUGGAACAUGCUAGUGUCAUUGCUCUGUUACUCCAUGAUUCUUUCUUGUAGUGGGAACAUAUCCCAGAAACUUUGUAUUGAUGAUUGCCAAUGUUUACAACAAGAACAUAAAUAAAAUGAAAAGCUUCACUAUGUUUAAAACAUCA